AUGAAGAAGGAAGACGAGCUUACUCGACUGAAACGCAAUGCUUCGAAACUUCUUCAGCAAGCUCAUAAACAAACCCAUGCUCAACAACGGCGACUCUCUACAAAUGGAAGAUGCAGGUCAGCAUGCGAUCAGUUGGAUGCACGUAUCAGAAAACGUUUGGACUCUUUCACUCCUGUGAAAUGGGCUGGGAAACCAAACAAUUUGUCGCCUCUGAUGUUUGCAUCACAUGGAUGGAUAUGUAUAUCCUCAGAUAUGGUGCAGUGUGAGGCCUGUGGUCAAUAUAUGAGUGUACUGAUACCCUCGCUAGUGCAUACCGAUGUUAUUGUUUAUCAGAAAUCAGUCAGAAUGCUUGUUUCCAUGAUCACCAUGAAACAUCAUGUUACAUGUCCGUAUAGGUAUACUUCUUCUGGUACGGACGAUGCCGUACCAUUGAACGCUCUCUGUAAAGACGUUGUUAAUCAAAGGUAA
Messenger RNA from Loa loa (African eye worm), 468 nucleotides. RefSeq lists its product as hypothetical. Gene Ontology annotation, molecular function: zinc ion binding. The transcript has 4 exons. Gene Ontology annotation, cellular component: nucleus. Lineage: Eukaryota; Metazoa; Nematoda; Chromadorea; Rhabditida; Onchocercidae. Bases 1 to 468 code for a protein of 155 amino acids. The record is from RefSeq and is a predicted model, not a curated record.